Messenger RNA from Pocillopora damicornis (cauliflower coral), 2368 nucleotides. RefSeq names its product brevican core protein. NCBI's taxonomy places the organism in Eukaryota, Metazoa, Cnidaria, Anthozoa, Scleractinia, Pocilloporidae. The record is from RefSeq and is a predicted model, not a curated record.
GCUUUAUACUUUACCAUAUUUUACAUGGAGACGGACAAAGUCUUUCUUCUAGUUGUCACUCUACGCACCGAUUCAUCAAUUUUGUCAAGCACAGUUUCAACUACUUAAAUGCGACGAAAAUAUCCAACAAAUUAGCUGUGAGAAGUUUCGACGAGUGUGGCAUUCAGUGUGUACGAACCUCGACUUGCCUUUCUGUGAAUAUGGCAAGUUCUUCUGACGACAAUGGAGUGUACUGGUGCGAAAUACUUGCUUCUGACAAAUACAUGUCUUCAGAAAGUUUUAAACCAAGCCCAAAUUCGCAUCAUUUUUCCAUUAUGACGCCAUGCAUAGAGGACCCCUGUAUCGGUCUGCAAACGUGCGUUCCAAACUACAACGACGGAAGCUACAAAUGCCGAUGUCGGCGAGUCGGUUUUUCGGGUGAUUACUGCCAAGAAUGUGACACGACAAAUGGAUGGAGACGGUUCAGCAUAUCUUGCUAUAAGUUUUUUAGCGAAGUGGCUAAGUGGAAAGAGGCGAAGAAGCGUUGCGCAGACAUUGGAUCCAUUUUAGUUCCAAUUCAUUCCGCCAAUGAAAAUGAUUUCAUAUCCUCCCUGCUUCCCGAUGCAGAAACCACUGCAUGGAUUGGAGCAAACGACAUGGGUACGGAGGGGAACUGGGUCUGGGUGGACAGGAAAAACUGGGGCGAGUAUGAAAACUGGUCUGGAAACAAUCCCAAUGGCGACGUCAGAGAAAACUGCGCGCUGAUACAAUCUGGACGGUGGAAUGAUGUAUCCUGCGGUUUGAGACGUUACUAUGUUUGUAAAACGAAAAAUUAAAAGCAGUCCUCUCAACGAAUGGCAACAUGAUCAGCUGCUUAUCGUCAGGACUAAGAAGAUCCCUCUACUUUCCUUUCAGUGGGGUCAGCCAUCAUGGUUGUUUGUGGUUUUAGCCGACCUCACAUAUCGUAAUUUAUCAAUACUGUCAUUUAUCUAUAUCAGGCUCAAAGCACUUAGGAAUGCUUGCUCAUUGUGAUAGGCACGUCGUGAUAUGCCCUUCGUUCGUGGGGCUACGGAUGAGAUGCUUCAGUUCUAUAAUCUUAAAAUCGAAGCCUUCACGGCCCAAAACUGCUAAACGGUGGUGUGAAAUAGGAGAACAUCACUUCCCUUAAACAGGAUGUUUACAUCUACAUUCAAGGCCGCCAACGAGUUUCCUUACCCUUUGAACCCGUUUAUCGAGUGGUUUCCAGAGGGAUUAAAAAUAUAUCAAUUAAUGAAAUUCAAUUAUCUUCGGAGGCUUAGUUGAGUGUCAUUUGCGAGAAGUCAUGCAAUCAAAUUCCAAUUGCACAAGUCACUCACAUAGCUUCGGCAGUUACAUCGUUUGUCUUGACUUCAAUUUUCAAUAAUUAUAUGAUCAACAUGUUAGCUUAUUUCUCUUUACAGAUAGAAGAAUAUCCUCUUGUAUUAAUUGCUUCUCAUAUUUCCCAAAUGAUUUGGAUCUCAAAGCGAUUCGGCGUUGUCUUGGUUAAGUUUGUCUGACGUAUAGCGGAGCUUCAUUAUGCAGUGGAUAAUCUGCACCUUGCGUGCAAGCUUCGGUUGAAAACAGAUUGCCUUUCACUAAAACAAAGUAUUCCUUGUUUUUCAAGGUCAACGGUUAACACAAAUCCUUUAUUAUUCCAUUUCAACGCAGCGACGAAUACAACUUAACACGGAAGUGGAAGGAAGAGAGAUUAUUCAAAAGUUCAUCAUUACAUGUUUGUAGUGUUGAGCACCCAACGAGAACCAAGGUUUUAAAGAGGAAACCUAACAUAAACGUGUUCGGUUUACUCUUAUCAGUGUUUUGUUGCUUUCCCAGCUUAUUCUCGCAUCUACAACAACUGACGUUUAUUCAGUAGUCGUAGAGAAUUUCCUUCUUCUUUUAACCCGUCGAUAAUCAAAACUGGUUACAACUGAAGCUUUCUGUCUCAAAUACACUCUGGUGAAACACAUCCUGCAUAACACAAGAAUAUCAAUUUUAAUGGGAAAAUGGUGUUAAUGUAACAAUGAUAGCGGGAUUACUGGCUUUGAUUCAGUUUGCAGGACUUGAAUGAAACAUAUAAACCUGAAACUUCAUUUGCAGAGAGAUAAAUGUCGUUUAGCUGCGAAACUAGAAAAGCUGUCUAUUCUUGUACAUUGCUCAUUAAGCAGCACAGAGGGGGUUUUGUCUGAAUGUACUGCAGUCACGCAAAAGGUUUUCGCAGACAGACUUCAGACAAAAUGGAAAAUAGAAAAAGGAGUUCUAAUUCUCCAUUCUUGGAGAAAAUAAGGAAAGCGACAUCUAGACAGCUCGAUGGCAGCUGUAUGAAUGUGACCAGAUUAAAGAACCACUAUUCAUGCAAGAGGCAAAUGGCACG